AUGCGUUCCCUAUUAAGACCAAGGCCAACCGUCUGGCGACGUCAAUGGCAGAUUGGAAGACGACGGCAUCUUGCAACUGUCUCCGGCGACUCAAGGCCUUUUGAUGUGGUGGUAAUUGGAGGCGGCCAUGCUGGUGCCGAAGCAUGCGCCGCGGCCGCACGAGCCGGAGCCCGGACGGCCUUGAUCACACCGAAGAUUGACAACCUAGGGACAUGUUCGUGCAACCCGAGUUUCGGAGGAAUUGGCAAGGGAACCAUCAUCCGGGAGAUUGAUGCGCUCGAUGGUCUGGCGGGGAGGAUCAUUGACAAGGCGGGCGUGCAGUUCCACGUGUUGAACCGACGGAAAGGAGCGGCGGUUUGGGGACCUCGUGCUCAGAUCGAUCGAGACUUGUACAAGAAAUACAUGAGGGAGGAACUCUCUUCGUACCCGAACCUAUCCAUCGUCCUCGACAGCGUCUCCGACAUCGUCCUUUCAGAACAAGAGCCCGUAGACGGCGCUUCAAGUCGCAUCGCCGGUGUGCGACUCGAGUCGGGCCAGGUCCUCCCCACGAGCAAGGUCAUCAUCACGACGGGGACAUUUCUCGGUGGCGAAAUACAUAUUGGUCUCGAGUGCUAUCCUGCUGGUCGCAUCGGAGAGGCUGCUACCUUUGGCCUGAGCAAGUCGCUCCGGGAUGCGGGUUUUCAGCUGGGACGUCUCAAGACGGGUACACCUCCGAGAAUCGCCCGGGACAGCAUCAAGUUUGGCAUCUUGGAGAAGCAAUACGGAGAUGAUCCUCCUUCUCCGUUCAGCUACCUCAAUGAUACGGUAGCAGUGGAGGAGCAGCUGACUUGCGGUGUGACCUAUACGAAUGAGAAGACGCACCAGAUUGUCCGGGAUAACCUCGACAAGACGAUCCACAUCCGCGAGACCAUCAAAGGACCUCGAUACUGCCCUUCCCUGGAAUCCAAGGUUAUCCGCUUCGCCGACAAGGACCGGCAUAUCGUCUGGCUCGAGCCUGAGGGUUUCGACAGCCCCAUCGUCUACCCGAACGGGUUGUCAAUGACAAUUCCUGCGGAUGCUCAGGAACAAGCACUCCGCACGAUCCCAGGCCUGGAGGACUCCAAGAUGCUUCAGCCCGGAUAUGGAGUUGAGUACGACUACAUCGACCCUCGCGGCCUAAGGUCAACGUUGGAAACAAAGGCCAUUAGCGGCCUGUACCUGGCCGGACAGAUCAACGGAACCACAGGCUACGAGGAGGCUGCAGGUCAGGGAGUUCUCGCGGGUAUCAACGCAGGUCGUGCAGCCAAGGGUCUCCCAGGCGUGUCCCUGUCACGAGGCGAUGGCUACAUUGGCAUCAUGGUCGACGACCUCAUCACCAAGGGCGUCACUGAGCCAUACCGAAUGUUCACUUCACGCAGCGAAUUCCGUAUGGCUGCCCGAGCUGACAACGCCGACUUCCGACUUACAUCCAAGGGCCAUGAAUGGGGUGUCAUCUCGGACAACCGAUGGAGGGUAUACAGUGAUGAGCGUCAGCAAAUGGACGAUCUCACAAAGGCCCUCCGGUCUGUAUCCCUCAGUCCGGCGCAGUGGAUCGAAAAGGGCUUCCAUCUCAAGCGCAACACGGCCCGACGUGAUGGCCUCGACAUGCUCCGGCUCUCAAGUUCCAACACACGCAUCGAGCUUGAGCAGCUAGUGUCCGUCGUGCCCGAGAUCAUGAGCUACUCGCCGCGUGUACGCAGCCGUGUUGCCAUCGAGGCCUUUUACGCCCCCUAUAUCAAGAUGCAAGAGGCGGAACGCAGCCAGUUCACCAACGACGAGCGUGUCCGCAUCCCCACGAGUCUCGACUACGAUGAGAUUCCUGGCCUUGCCAUCUCAGAGAAGGAAGCUCUCAAGGUCGCCAGGCCAGAGACUCUUGCCCAAGCUCGACGAGUCGAGGGUGUGACUCCAUCAGGAAGUCUACGACUCCUGGCCUACGUCAGACGAAACCCAUAUCGAGAGAGUUUAGGCGAGGUCCCUUGA
Molecule: messenger RNA, 1998 nt
Organism: Fusarium keratoplasticum
Lineage: Eukaryota; Fungi; Ascomycota; Sordariomycetes; Hypocreales; Nectriaceae
Exons: 3
Coding region: 1-1998 (665 amino acids)
Biological process (GO): tRNA methylation; tRNA wobble uridine modification
Cellular component (GO): cytosol
Molecular function (GO): flavin adenine dinucleotide binding
Source: RefSeq, a predicted model, not a curated record